CCCUUUAAACCAGGCACUGCGUGUGAUGUAGCUUGCUAGAUGGUUUAUGUGUGCCAGAAUUACCGAUAAAUCAGACGUUUCAAGAUGACGUUACAACGACUGAUGUCUUUUUUCAUCCUUUACUCGAUUCUUGGCUACAUUCCAUCACUUGGCGUAAUCCUCCGAACCACAGACAAGACUGUGUGGGCAAAUGAAUUUGAACCUAUUGAGUUGACGUGCUUGAUAGAGUCCAUCUCAACAAACAACCCCAGAAUCGAAUGGAAGAAAAUCAAAAACGGCGUCCCUAGUUAUGUGUACUUUCAAAAUCACAUUUCGGGGGACUUGGAGCACAGAGCCCAGCUGAUCCAGCCAGCCAACCUACUGAUCCUCAACACCAGCCGUGCAGACACUGCAGAGUACCGCUGUGAGGUUGCUGCCAUUGAUGACCACAAACACUUUGAUGAAAUUCUAAUCAGUCUUGCUGUCAGGGUAAAGCCUGUGGUGCCCAGGUGCAGUGUGCCUGUGGCGGUGACUGUUGGCACGUCCUCUGAGCUGCGCUGCCUGGAGAACGAGGGCUUCCCUGCCUCACAGUACCGCUGGUUCCGCAACAACGAGGAGCUUCCCCAGGACCCAAAGAGCAGCCCCAAGUUCAUCAACUCCACCUAUUCCAUUAACGCUGACACGGGUGGUCUGAAAUUCCGCCGGAUGAGGAAGGAGGAUGCGGGGGAGUAUUACUGCCAGGCAAAGAAUGUAGCUGGACAUGCACAGUGUCCCACACAGCUGAUGGACGUCUAUGAUGUCGACAUUGUGGGGAUUUUCCUGAAGGUGUUGGCGGCAUUGGCUGGAUUCAUUGUUGUGAUGGUGGGGGUUUGUCAUGUACACAAACAUCACUGCUUCUCCUCCGGCAAGGAUCACACAGGAACCAACUACAAACUUCCAUCGCAGGAUGAUGGCGUUGACUAUGCCGAAGCAGAUGAGGGUCACUUCCGUCACAAAUCAUCAUUUAUCAUUUGACAUCUGAGAUCAAUGAGACACACUGAAGAGGAGACCCACUGAAGUCAAAAGUGUGCCAAAUCCCAUAAUGGGGCUUCGUGUGAGAAAUGUGAGCUGUAACAUUUCACAUGAACCAACAAGCUUGCCAAAGUUAUCAUAAUGAAAAACAUCAAUCAUUAUUUCAAUUUUGCUUUCUGAUAGGCAACUGCAACGUCAUGUCCCUAUUAGUACACUGUUUACUUUUUUUGUAGCACAUAUGUAUUGCUCUCAAUCAAUACUGUAAUUAUUACAGUACGAUUUUUUUUUAAAGCUGUGACUUUUGAACUUCCACCAGCAUGUUCAUCUUAACUGAUGCUGGAACAUUCCCCCAUACUGUUUUUAGACAAACAAGGUUUUUUUACUUCCUAAAAUUUCUACAAGAGUACAACAAACCUGUUUUAAAAAAAACAAUAUUUCAUAAUCUCUGAAUGCAAGCUGGACUAGUUUAUGUUAAUAUGAAGGUAGGUUGUUUCAAUAGUUUUAUAUAUACACUACCGUUCAAAAGUUUGGAGCCACGUAGAAAUGUUCUUGUUUUUGAAGAAAUGCAUAUUUUUUGUCCAUUAAAAUAACAUCAAAUUGA
Molecule: messenger RNA, 1591 nt
Organism: Oncorhynchus masou masou (cherry salmon)
Lineage: Eukaryota; Metazoa; Chordata; Actinopteri; Salmoniformes; Salmonidae
Product: junctional adhesion molecule 3B-like
Exons: 9
Coding region: 85-993 (302 amino acids)
Biological process (GO): cell migration; cell-cell adhesion
Cellular component (GO): cell-cell contact zone; protein complex involved in cell adhesion; plasma membrane
Molecular function (GO): protein heterodimerization activity; protein homodimerization activity; integrin binding
Source: RefSeq, a predicted model, not a curated record